Messenger RNA from Colletotrichum destructivum, 3999 nucleotides. Its product is annotated as Putative ATPase, AAA-type, core, P-loop containing nucleoside triphosphate hydrolase. Lineage: Eukaryota; Fungi; Ascomycota; Sordariomycetes; Glomerellales; Glomerellaceae. Bases 1 to 3999 code for a protein of 1332 amino acids. The record is from RefSeq and is a predicted model, not a curated record. The transcript is spliced from 5 exons. Gene Ontology annotation, molecular function: ATP hydrolysis activity; ATP binding.
AUGGCAUCGAAUGACUCUGGUCCAGUAAUGGAGCCAUUCAAGCCUCCUGAUUUGGGCUCGGGGAAGGAGGCCUUGUUGUGUCCUCCAGCAUCUGCCGCAGACGAUUCGCCGAGCAACGAGCGUCUUGGUCAGGAACACUGCGAUACGCUAUUUGAACAAAGCCGCCCGUCCCCUUCCGCGAACGGUUCGAGCAUAGAUGCAGAGCUUCAUGCGUUGAAGGCAAAGAUACAGGAACUCGAAGACCGAAGCACGUUCAACCCCUUCCCCCAUUCAAGCCCGAAACAAGCAUCAGAGACCCAAGACCAUGUUGCCGCUAUGGAGCAGUAUCGACGGAUGGAGAAAUGCCUGUACACUCACAGAAAAGAGUGGGAGAAAAGGAACGGAAACUAUGAUCCUAUGAUGAUUAUAGGAUUCUCCAAAGACUUACCAUUUAAUGGACCAUGGGCCGCCGAUUGGGAUAUUGUCCCGCACCACCCUUACAAUCGUCCCAACCCCUUCGAUCCUUCCCACCGAUGCCAUGGCGAAGAAGAUGGGUCCGCUCCCAAGGAUGAGUUCGACUACACGAUUGAUUUUGGGAAUCGACGUGACCGCUUGCGCAAGACUUUCGAGUGGGAGAUGGACCGUCUGUAUUUGGCAGAAGAGAUGGACAGACGUAGACGGCAAAAAGUCGAACUUCAGACCAAUGCAACGGAACAGGCUGAAAGACACAACAGUGAUCCUCAUGAUUCGGGCUCUGAACAAUCGGUAUGUAUGACUGUGGAUGUUGCCUGGGACGAGUUUCAAAGACUGGGUCGGUCCCGCAAGAAGAAGGGGUGCUAUCUUCACAUUCUCACCGGUGAUCCCACGGUUCGGGACAACGAGGGGUUCGAACGGGCCUGGGCCGGCCCACUGGAACGUCGUGCGCGGAAGACAGGCCACCAGACACUGGCUAUUUCCAAAAAGUCGCAAUUUCCUGAACGAAUUCGAAUCUAUUCCGAUGUCGUGUUCACUAUUCUCGACAAGAUUCUUCGAUCCACAGAGUCGCAUGUGGAUUUAGCAAAAGAUCCCGUACCGACAGUCUUCACUCGCCCUUUCAAGGCACUUGUUUACUGCGAGGAAGGCCUAGAAAGUUGGUGCAGAGCUUUGGAGGGCGAGGCAAAGGGGUCUUCAAAUGACGCAGAAGAACAUGCACCACCUCUCAGCUCUGUUUUGAGCCCGGAAACGGACGAUUUUGAAGGGACCUUGGGAGACGACACCAAAACGAGCUUGCUGAAAGGCCAGCCAGCAGCCAAGGGUGAUAAUCCUCUAAUUCCAAGCGACCAAAGCAUCAAUCUGGGCUUGCCUGCAACCAAGAGUAGAGAUCAUGUCGAGGGUUAUGCCAUUACCGAUAAUCAGGCCGAACAAACGACUGGCAACAACGGCGGUGCCGACGACAGCGGCGACGACAACAGCGAUUCUGAAUCAGAAGCCCUCGAUGCUGUUUUGCAGUCCCCAAGAGCCCCAAGAGAACUCGCCUUUUUCCUCAAGACUUUGCGGUCUCAAGUUCUGCAUAGACGAGAAUACCUGAAAGGAGAUGACUGCGGCAAAGUCUUUUUCUCCGACUUGUGGCAUCUGUUCUUGCCAGGUACUGACAUCGUCCAAAGCAAUAGAAAACAAGUUUACCGUGUUGUCCAUGUCACAAGUACAAAACAUCGUAUGAUGUCGGCUCUCGAAAGAUGGGGCGGUCACCCAGAUUACCACAUCGUCGAUGGUGAUGAGAACAAGAAAAUACCAAGACCCGAUUUCCGCAUCACAUGCGUCUACAUCGACUUUGAUGGCAGGGUGUUCGGGCCGGUGGCGAAAAUAUUCGACAUCAAAUCAUUCGAUGGACAACGAGAGAUUACCUCCUUCGACGUCUUCCCAUUACGACUGUUGCCCAUGCUUAGAGACGGGCUUGACGAUGCUGAGCGGGACCCGCUGUCCAACCUUCCACCAGCCACUCGCAUCAGACAAAAGCUUAUCGAUCGGGGCAAAAGGUUCCUUGAAGCCAUCACGAAGAAGCACAUGUAUUACGCAGGCCCGACUUUGGACACUCGCGAAGACUUCGAGGGCCAGGUUGUUGUGGAUUUCGAGGCUGCCCUUCCCAUCGGAAUUCCGGCACGGCCCUCUGCUGAACGACCGCUUAUCAGAUCCGUGCUCAAUCUUAUUCUGGAAGACUAUGCUGAAGAAAGACCUUGUCAAGCCAGUUGCUGUUAUGUGGACGAGGUUUACGAUGAUACGGCGAUUGAUCUGAGACUAGGCAUGGAGUACAUCAACAGCCUGUUACCAAAACCGGGUGAUCAAAAUCCUGCAUCAGUCUCAAUCCUACCGCAGACACUAGAAGCGCUCCAGAAAGACGCAGAUCCAGACAAGUGUCUCCUUUCGGAUAACGAUCUGCUCAUCCUGUCCUACAGAGUUUUUGGGUUUCUACUCCGCAAUCGACGAUUUGCUCAACUGGAUCUUGAUUUUCUUUCCGAAAUUCAAAUGCGAAGUUUGGACUCGGCCCAUGGCAGUGAGCAAUACGCAAGCAACGCGCGAGAAAGCAACUCCACGGGAUCUGCCGCAGCCUUCGACCGUCUUGUUUUGGAAAAAGGGCACAGAUCAAUGAUCGAAUCGCUGAUUGCCCAGCAUUUCCGGGACAAAGACUCUAAGAAGGAUCCAGAUGAUCAGCGUGAUGCUGUACGAGGAAAAGAGGGAGCAGCAGAGCUUUUCGGUAAGCCGCUGUUCCAAAUCACUUGUGGCACGACAGCGAAAGAAGUCGAACAUGCUCUGGAGAAAAACUUCGCUCUCGCAAAUCGGUGGGAUUGUAUCCUGUUGCUCGAUGAGGCCGAUGUCUUUCUUGCUGAGAGGACCAGAGAAGAUUUCAAGAGAAACGGGCUUGUGGCAGUAUUCCUCCGGGUGCUCGAAUACUACACCGGGAUUCUCUUCCUGACGACCAAUCGUGUCGGCGAUUUUGACGAGGCAUUCACGUCCCGUAUCCACAUGAGCCUAUACUAUCCCGACCUCAGCCAGGACAAAACCCUGCAGAUCUUCGAGAUCAACCUGAAGAUGAUUGCCGAGCGCUUCGCGCGCAAGGAGAGGAAGAUCGUAAUCGACCAAAUGGCCAUUGGCGCCUUCGCCUCUCAGCACUUCAUCGACAAGCCCGACGCGCGUUGGAACGGCAGACAGAUCCGCAACGCCUGCCAAACGGCAUUGGCGCUCGCCGAGUUCGAGGCCCAGGGCAACAGCCACAGGAAGAUUCUCAAGCCGGACGCCGUUGUCCAACUCACUGUCGAGCACUUCAAGACUGUGCGCAACGCGUAUCUCGAGUUCACCGACUACAUGAAACUGGUCUACGGCACCAGCGCGGCUAGAAAGGCCGGAGAGGGCAAGGUCCGCGCCAUCCUGGUUGACGAGAACAACAAUUUUGUCGGGAGCGUCGGCGGAGCCGGCCGUCUUGACAGAAAGGCCGCUUACGCACAGCAAUCCAAGACCCCUCUCUAUGCCGACGAGCACCAGCCGCAGGAGAACGCCCAAUUCCAACAACACCAGGCAUACCAUACAGGGGGCUGCCGUCAGCCCGGGCACUACCAAACGCCGCACCACGGCUAUCAUCAGUCACAGGUCUACCCAAGGCCCGAGUCGUUCGGCGCCCCUUCGCAACCGCAAUCAACCCAAUACCCAAGCACCCCUCCAGGUCAGACCUCUCGCGGCAUUCCGUUUCCAACUCAUAUGCAAGAAUCCCAGGUUCCUGGUGAUAUUGGUCGAAGUCAGCGUCCUCUGAGCUCCGACAAUUCUUUCAGAGAAUCACAAGGACAGUUUGACAUCCAACAGGGCCGGUAUGUUCCGCAGCAGCAACCCAAUCCUCAAUGGCCCAGUAGAAGUGUCCAAGAUGCGUAUGAUCUGUCAGGUGGACCACGCCAGGGACUGCCAAGCCAUUUGACACCGUCAAGAGGAUCUGGGACAUCGGAGACGUAUGGGCCGGGGCCCGAGCAGCUGCAGGAACGUCCGCCUGGUGUUUAG